CUUGAUCCUCCCUGCUAUAAAAGGGUUAGAUGCCCGGAACAGAGUUAUAACAAAGCUAGACCGAGCUGACAAGAUCAAGAUAGAGAGUAGAGCGCUGGACAGCAAGGUUGCUAACUGCGGGACAGGUGGAUUUCUACCACUCGGACCCCUUGAUCUUACUCUUCUCCAGUGACAGUCAACAUGACGUUGUUCAACGGCGAACUGCCUUUCUACCCCCGACCCCGUUAUGCAGCCGGCAUCAACGUCCCCUUGUUGGUGGUCAUCGUGGUAUUCCUGGCUUUAGCAGCCAGUUUCCUACUCAUUCUACCCGGAAUUCGCGGUCAUUCGCGCUGGUUCUGGUGCGUUAGAAUCCUCCUCAGUUUGUUCAUUGGAGCAGAGAUUGUAGCGGUGAACUUCAGCGGGGAAUGGUACGUGGGUCAAGUAAAAGCCAACACCUCCUACAAGGCUUUCACCUCUGCCCAAGUCAGUGCUGAUAUCGGGCUGCAGGUUGGAUUAGGAGGAGUCAACAUCACGCUCACAGGGACUCCUAUGUACCAGUUGAACGAGACUAUCGACUAUAACGAGAAGUUCAGCUGGAGUUUUGGAGACAAGUAUACCGAGGAGUAUGAGGAGGCGCUGCAGAAGGGGCUACCGAAUCCGGUGCUCUAUCUAGCGGAGAAAUUCACCCCUGCCAGCCCCUGUGGCUUGUACCAACAGUACCGGCUGGCUGGACACUAUGCUUCAGCUACACUCUGGGUGGCAUUUUGUUUCUGGCUGCUUUCCAAUGCGUUGCUGUCUAUGCCCGCUCCACUUUACGGAGGACUCUCGCUGCUGCUCACCGGAGCCUUUGUGUUCUUUGCGAUCUUCUCCUUCGCUUCCAUCUCCAGUGUGCCCCUGUGUCCGAUCCACUUAGGCUCAGAGAUCCUCACCACCCACUAUGGGGCUGCCUUCUGGACCACGUUGGCCACAGGUUUCUUAUGCCUGUUCCUAGGAGGGAUGGUGGUGUGUCUACACUACACACAUCCCAGCGCCCUGCGCACUUUCCUGGACCUGAGUGAUGGCCACGUCGUAGAAACUAGGAACCUGAUGCCCCAGAUCUACAGCAAUCCGCUUCACCUGCCCCAGAAAUGCAAACCGGCGACCCCAGACAUACAACUUGCUGUCCUCUCGUAGGGGGUCUUCACUCCCCGGACUUUUGUUCUCAAAUAGGGAGGGCACUCGGAAGCCGUCUGAGAUGGAAGCGGCAACAUGGACUUCACCCCUCCAUUCUCUGCGGGUCGGAGAGAGCGAGUGGGGAUCGCAGCUGACUCCCCUCUUUGAGCAGGGGAUAUUAGGCGGCGACUGUAAAUAAAGACUAUUUUUUUAAUUUAAAAAACCAACCAAACAAAACACUUUCUAUUGAUUUCCGUGGCUUGGGUGGUUUCUGGGAGAACAACGUGCCUUUACCAUUUAGAAUCCUCCAUCCCUUUGAUCCCUAUACUGGAGAGUUCGGCCAUGUUCCCUGACUUCACGAAGGGAAACUUGUACACAACUUUUUUUUUUUCCUGAACCAUUCCAGCCUCUGCGAUCCCGGACUCCAAACUUGCUCAGUCCCAAAUCAGGGCAGAGCAGUUGGUCUGCAUUGCAGCAGUACUGCCCGGGAAGGCUUCUGCGAUGUUCGUGCUGCCCCCCAGUGGGAACACGAAGAGCGGAGCGAGGAACAGACUGGCUAGGACAGUGAACCAUUCCACUAUCCCAUGCGUAAAAAACGCCGGCUUAGAUCGGGACACCUCGUGCCUUAGGGGGUUAAUCCUCAGUGACUUCCUCUUCCCAUCCUGGGACUCUUCUGCAUUCAUACAGCUGUCUUUUCCCUUGCAGUAGAGGUGAAAUUAGGAGAGAAUCACUCCACUUCCCAUUCCCUAACAAAAAUAACUCUAUGGACUGCCAAUGAAACAGCACAAGUUGGGUUCUCUAGGUUUCUUUGGAAGUCCCAGUCAUGCCUCUCCUUCAGUCUACAUGGACUUAGUUCCUGAAUUGGAGGGUGGAGAGCAGAGAAGUUUCCGCAUUUGUUGGCAGUUUAACUCCUCACCCAAUUUCUUUGGGAUUAUGUCAAUUGACAAUAUAGUUACUGAGUUUUGGAGCCAACCUUUUGAUUGCUGGUCUCCUGUCUCUAAGUUCUGUAUUCUUUGCACUAAAUCCUUGCUGGUUCUCAAAUGUAUGUGAUGAUGGAAGUAGGGGAUAAUUAGAAGAAAGAUGGCAUAAAUAGGGAAAUAGGUGAUGAGAUUAUGCUGUUUUCCUAGUGAAAAUAUUUUACUUGGUAAAGUACAGCGGGACAAUUAGGCUGUGUAACUUCCCUCCAUAGCCAUAGGAGCCAUAUGAGAGCAAAUUAAAAUGAAGUCCUGGUAUCUUCAAAGUGAAAAGGAAGUUACAAGACAAACUAAAUUGUAAAGAGCCAGUUUUGAAUUAGUCCAUGAACAGCAAGAAUCUGGUCCAGGUAUUACUUGAGACCUCAUCUCUGUUAGAGUGAGGGAUUCAAACUAUUGGCUCACCAUCUCCCUAACAAUGAAUUAUAAAGACAUACUUGAUAAAUUUAGGAUAAUCUUGAUGGAAAAUGCAUGUGAAAGGAACAUGGCAUCUUAACUAUACUAUUUACCCCUUAAAAGUAAAUUAAAGACACACUUGAGGUGAAUACAUUAGUAUGAUAAUUUCUGCUAUUUAUUACUCUAUUUCACAAAUACUUUGGUAUUGAUAAUAAACAUCACAACUAUUCUGUUGUUAUUGAUGAGCAUCACAACUAUGCUAUUUACAAUUCUGUGUUGAUAAGUAUUUAGUAUUGAUAUUUAAGGUGGAUACUGAAAUGUCAAAGUUUGGAUUGUGUAUUAACCCUGGAAGGUAUAUGAUGUCACCUGAAGAUAGCUAGUGAUAUUGUAAUACUAGCCUAAAAGGUAUGUAAACCCUGGCACUCAGAUUAAUAAACGGAGAUUGAAACACAUA
Antechinus flavipes (yellow-footed antechinus) is the source of this 2952-nucleotide messenger RNA. RefSeq names its product dual oxidase maturation factor 2-like. The transcript is spliced from 7 exons. Gene Ontology annotation, biological process: protein transport. Gene Ontology annotation, cellular component: endoplasmic reticulum membrane. The record is from RefSeq and is a predicted model, not a curated record. The coding region runs from base 181 to 1152 and encodes 323 amino acids. NCBI's taxonomy places the organism in Eukaryota, Metazoa, Chordata, Mammalia, Dasyuromorphia, Dasyuridae.